This is a messenger RNA of Durio zibethinus, 989 nucleotides long. RefSeq lists its product as uncharacterized. NCBI's taxonomy places the organism in Eukaryota, Viridiplantae, Streptophyta, Magnoliopsida, Malvales, Malvaceae. The record is from RefSeq and is a predicted model, not a curated record.
AUCGUUACAGCAGUAAAUUCACACCAACUACCAAAAUCAGGCUUUUCUUCCAUCAUUGAAUGUGGGCUAGCUAAUUUCAGCAUUGCACCCCCUGGUAUUUAUAAGCAGCAACAUAUGCUAUCUUCUUCCAUAUACUUUCUUCAUACUGAAAGCUCUUGGGCGUUUGCUUACAAUGGCACUUCGUUCAGUGAUCACUGCAGUACUCUUCUUCCUGUUGGCUCUCGCUAGGAUUCAGCUCUCAACAUGCCAAGUUCUCAAGGCCAGAAUCUCCUGCCUUGACUGCAAUCAUGAUUAUGACUUCUCAGGUAUCAAGGUUGCAGUGAAGUGUGGUCAAGUGAAAAAAUUAGCCACAGCAACCACAGAAGAAAAUGGUUCUUUCCAGGUGGAGCUUCCAUCAGACAAGUCAAAGAUUUCAGCAUCCGAUCUGAACUGCCUUGCCAAGCUCCUCGGUGGUCCGAACCAGCUCUAUGUUAGGAAGAAAAACGUGGUAUCAAAGGUUGUCAAGGCUCAUGAACUGAAUUCCUACGCCAUCUCUACUCCACUUGCUUUUUCUACUUCAUGCCCUUUGGCUUCCAAAGAUGCUAAAUGUGGUGCUCCAAACGGGAUCGGUUCAUCAAAGACUGUUGAUCUCCCUCUACCCCCAGAGUGGGGCCUUGCACCAUCUAGCUUUUACGUUCCUUUCUUCCCCAUCAUCGGCAUCCCUUGAUCAUCCCAGUGGUUUACAGUUUGCCCUUUAUGUAAUAAUCAAAUAUCAUAUCAUAUAUAUAGUUCUUUGCUGCUAUAUAGAAUCUGUGAGUGCAGACUGUAGUAAGAUUUUAAGUAAUUUCUAUUAAUUAUGUGUAUUAAGAGUGGAGGGAUGGAUCGUGGAUGUGAUCUAUGUUUCUUGUUUAAUAUACUAGCAUUUUACCCUUUUUCUCCUUGACUAUGGCCAUGGGACAUGCCCAUGGAUUAUGAGUAUUCUUAAUACUGUAUUUUGUUUUUAGAUAAAG